Messenger RNA from Mus caroli (Ryukyu mouse), 1010 nucleotides. The record is from RefSeq and is a predicted model, not a curated record. NCBI's taxonomy places the organism in Eukaryota, Metazoa, Chordata, Mammalia, Rodentia, Muridae.
AGGAGGAGUCUGCAAGGCCGGGCUGGAAGUCACUGGCUCUGUAGUCCCCACUGAUAUCCAAGAUGGCGCUGGCUGCUGCGCGUCGCCUUCUGCUGCACGCGGGAUCCCGCCUCGGGCGCAGGGAAGCGGUGGACGGCGCGCGGCGCUUCGCUAACAAGCGGGUGCUGGUGGAGACGGAGGGCCCGGCAGGGGUUGCAGUGAUGAAGUUAAGGAACCCUCCCGUGAAUUCCCUCAGCUUGGAAUGUCUCACAGAGUUCACCAUCAGCCUGGAGAAGCUGGAAAAUGACAAGAGCAUCCGAGGCGUCAUCCUCACGUCGGAAUGCCCGGGUAUCUUCUCAGCUGGGCUGGACUUGCUGGAGAUGUAUGGCCGGAACACAGCCCACUAUGCUGAGUACUGGAAGGCCGUGCAGGAGCUGUGGCUGAGACUCUACACAUCCAACAUGAUCUUAGUAUNCUCUCUGCAGGGAGCCUCUCCAGCUGGAGGGUGCCUCUUGGCUCUCUGCUGUGACUACAGGGUUAUGGCUGACAACCCCAAAUAUACUAUAGGAUUGAAUGAGAGCCUGCUGGGCAUUGUUGCCCCCUUCUGGUUUAAAGACAUGUAUGUGAACACCAUCGGGCACCGGGAGGCAGAGCGUGCCCUUCAGCUGGGGACCCUUUUCCCACCAGCAGAGGCCCUCAAGGUGGGAGUGGUGGAUGAGGUGGUACCUGAGGAUCAGGUACACAGCAAGGCUCGCUCAGUGAUGGCCAGGUGGUUAGCUAUUCCAGACCAUUCUCGGCAGCUGACAAAGAACAUGAUGCGAAAGGCCACCGCAGACAACCUCAUCAAGCAGCGAGAGGCUGACAUCCAGAAUUUCACCAGUUUCAUCUCCAAAGACUCCAUCCAGAAGUCCCUGCACAUGUACUUGGAAAAGCUCAAGCAAAAGAAGGGCUAACCUAGGUGGAUUUCUGAGUUCGAGGCCAGCCUGGUCUACAGAGUGAGUUCCAGGACAGCCAGGGCUACACAGAGAAAC